CUCAGGGUUUUUCCGGACUCGGCGACGAUCGAGCUUGGCAGUUCGUCCUCUGCGGACUUCUGAGACACUCGCUUUUUCGCUCUUCAUUCUUAUUCGCCUUUCAUUCGGCUCUGAACUGUACAUUCAAAUUUAAGACGAGUUUAUUGUCAUGAUUAUUACGCAAUUUUGCACGAUUAUUAUAACGGAAGUCACCUGUGUAAAAGUGAAAAAGAGGAUCACGUUAUUGAAAAGGAUUUGUAGUUGAAAAUUUAAUCAAGACUGUUUUUUUUUUGCAAGAGGGAGCAUAUAGAUAGGUAAAUUCGUGAACAAAAGGAGCUAUCAAUUGAUUUAAUUUAAAAUAAAUAAAAAAAACCCAGCUCAGCCAUGAAGUCGAGUGACUCGAUGCCGACCGUUGAGGAAAUCAGCGAAUCUAUGCAAAAUUUUGGAGCAGCAGAUUACACCGUUUUUACAGCGAUGCUUCUAGGCUGUGGCGCAAUUGGAAUUUAUUUUGGUUUUGUAAAUAAAUCGAUUGGCGAAGACGAGUACUUGGUUGGAGGCAGAAACAUGAAAACUUUUCCAGUGAGCCUCAGUUUAAUUGCUAGUUUCAUUUCCGGAAUUUCCCUUCUUGGGACUCCAACUGAGGUCUACGUACAUGGCACUGGAUACUUGUGCAUAGGCUUCGGGGUUAUUCUUGUUGGAUUUGUUAUGUCUAAUGUUUACUUACCGGUAUUUCAUGAACUUAAGCUUACAAGCACCUACGAAUAUUUGGAAAUGCGGUUUAAUAAGAAGAUCAGAAUAUUGGGAUCCGUCCUUUUCACCAUUGGAAUCAUAACUUGGCUUCCAAUUGUCAUAUACGUCCCAGCGUUGGCUUUUAAUCAAGUUACUGGUGUCAAUGUUCAUAUAGUAACUCCCUUCGUCUGCAUCGUUUGCAUUUUCUACACUUGUGUGGGUGGGUUACGAGCUGUAGUUUGGACCGACUUCGUUCAAACUUUCAUAAUGUUUGGUGCAAUGUUGCUUAUUGUUUGUAAAGGAACUUCUGACCUCGGAGGAUUAUCGGUCGUGAUUUUAAGAAAUCUCGAAUCUGGAAGAAUCGAAAUACCCUCAACCGAUUGGAGUCCCUUGACGAGACACACAAUUUGGGCUUUGGUAAUUGGUGGUUUCGUGCAUUGGUUGCAAAUUUCUGCAGUUAAUCAAAACAUGGUUCAACGAUACCUCGCAUUGCCAAAUCUUCAGUCAGCGAGAAAGGCUCUCUGGUGCUUUAUAGUAGGUGUUUUGACUUUAAUUGGUAUCUGUGGCUAUGCAGGAAUGCUCGCGUACGCUUGGUAUCACGAGUGCGAUCCAUUAAGCACAAAGCUGGCAAAAGCUAAAGAUCAACUUCUUCCGCUUCUAGUAAUGAAAGUUCUAGGAGAGCUUCCUGGACUGCCUGGUCUCUUCGUUGCUGGAGUUUUUAGUGCAGCCCUUAGUUCUCUAUCCACUGGUCUCAAUUCGAUGGCUGCAGUGGUAUUAGAGGAUUUUAUUAAACCUUAUCGAAAAACUCCAUUCACUCCAAGAGCUGCAGAUUUGUUGAUGAAAUUGACAGUCGUUUCGCUGGGAAUUAUUUGUGUGGGUUUGGUUUUCUUUGUUGAAAAAACUGGCUCCCAUGUUUUGCAGUUAUCCAUGAGUUUAAGUUCAAUAACGAGUGGUCCCACUCUUGGAAUCUUUAGCAUGGGCAUUUUGAUUCCUUGGGUAAAUGCAAAGGGUGCUUUAAUCGGCGGAGUUUCUGGAUUGGGAUUCAUGAGUUGGCUCUGUGUUUCAGCAGAAGCAGCAAUCGCCAGUGGAAAAAUAAGAUUCGAUGAGAAACCUGUAAGCACAGAGGGUUGCACCUACUCUUUCCAAGAAGUGAAAAAUCUUUUAUUACUGGUACCUCCAGACACUAUCCUAGAUGAUGACUCAGAACCUUGGACCCUUUAUCGAUUAAGCUAUCUUUGGUAUACUGUAACUGGAGCCUUGGUAACGAUGAGUGUUGGUCUCGUAGUUAGCUUAAUUUCAUCAGAAGACGUUGAUAAAUUAGAUCCAAUGUUGAUGGCACCAUUUCUUAGAAAAUAUCUCAAAAGAGGUGAUCCAGAUCUUGAUCAAGUCAAGGUGGCUAAACAACCAAAAUCGAAAACCAAACGAGUCAUGAAAACUUCCAAAGAGAAAAAAACUGAACUCAACUCUGGGUCCUGAAGAACUAAUAGAAAUAUAUUAAACCCAUAUAAUUAAUUAAUAAGAUUAUUAUAUAAAUUUGUUCACGAUUUGUGAAUAUGUGAUACUUCAACAAUAAAUGAUGUUACGAUUA
Molecule: messenger RNA, 2296 nt
Organism: Belonocnema kinseyi
Lineage: Eukaryota; Metazoa; Arthropoda; Insecta; Hymenoptera; Cynipidae
Product: sodium-coupled monocarboxylate transporter 1-like
Exons: 14
Coding region: 364-2184 (606 amino acids)
Biological process (GO): sodium ion transport; transmembrane transport
Cellular component (GO): membrane
Molecular function (GO): symporter activity
Source: RefSeq, a predicted model, not a curated record